AUGCUGUGGUGCCCUUCUCAUGCUCCUGACAAUGCUGAUCUGUCCAUUUCUGUCCAUCUCUUGAGAAUAUCACUUGUCGAGAAUAUGGGAUCUAAAACUCUCAAGAAAUUCCUUGGCUUGCAAGACCCUCCUAAUCUUCCAGAUAGAAAUACACCUCAUUAUGAGGCUGACCCAACUGUGCUGGGGUGGUUAAGCGACGUCUUUCCUUCCGGAAAGCAGUGUGGGCUGUACUUCGCCAGACUGCUUCCUUUCACACAAUGGAUCAGACACUAUAAUUUUCAAUGGUUUUUGGGUGAUCUAGUUGCAGGGACUACUGUUGGGGCCGUUGUAGUUCCUCAGAGUAUGGGAUAUGCGAAAUUGGCCAACCUUCCUGUACAAUACGGGCUUUAUACAUCAUUCAUGGGGGUCUUGAUCUAUUGGUUCUUUGCAACAUCCAAAGAUAUUACCAUCGGACCCGUCGCUGUGAUGUCUACAGUCGUUGGCAGCAUUAUAAUUGAUGUUCAAAACGUCUACCCAGACAUUCCCGGUCCACAAAUCGCACUCUCAAUUGCCAUAGUUUCUGGGAGUGUCAUCACAUUCAUGGGCCUGACGCGACUUGGCUUUAUUGUCGAUUUCAUCCCCCUUCCUGCAAUCACAGCAUUCAUGGUUGGCUCCUCAGUAACAAUCUGCUCCGGGCAGGUCAAGGGGCUACUUGGUGAAACAGCCAACUUCAGUACUAGUGCACCAGCAUAUAAAAUCAUUAUUGACACCCUCAAGUCUCUGCCCACGUCGCGGGGAUACGAUGCCGCUAUGGGUGUCAGUGCGUUAUUCACUUUAUACUCCCUCCGCGAGGCCUGCAAAUAUGGUGCUCGCAAGCAUCCACGCUAUUCCAAGCUCUUCUUCUUCCUGGAUGCUUUGAGGACCGUGUUUGUCAUUAUUCUCUUUGCUGUUAUCAGCUUCGCGGUCAACUUCCACCGCCGUGCCAGUCCUGCUUUCGCUUUGGUUGGAAGUGUGCCUCGAGGCUUCGAACAUGCCGGUGUCCCAGUACUCGAAGGAGACGUGAUCAAACUCUUUCUUCCGAAGCUACCAGCCUGUGUGAUAGUGCUACUCAUUGAGCAUAUUGCGGUUUCCAAGUCUUUUGGACGAGUCAACAACUACACAAUCGAUCCCUCGCAAGAACUUAUUGCGAUUGGUGUCACGAAUCUCCUGGGCCCUUUCGUCGGUGCCUACCCAGCAACAGGCUCUUUCUCGCGUUCCGCAAUUCAAUCAAAAUCUGGUGUCAGAUCGCCAUUUGCUGGUAUCAUCACUGCUUGCGUGGUUUUGAUAGCCAUGUAUGCGUUGACUCCUGGGCUAUUCUAUAUUCCCAAAGCGUCAUUAUCAGGAGUGAUCAUCCAUGCAGUGGGUGACUUAAUUGUGCCUCCGAACACAAUCUACCAAUUCUGGCUCAUCUCGCCAUUGGACGCCGUGAUCUUUGCAGUCGGUUUGAUUGUUGCAAUUGUGAGCACAAUCCCGAACAGUAUCUACGCAACGGUCUGUUUGUCAGUCGCGGUACUAUUAUUCCGCCACGCAAAAGCCCCAGGGCAUUUCCUAGGCCAAACCUGGGUGAACGACCAAAACUCUCAGCGUCCCCUUUUUCUUUCUGUGGAAGAUGCAGACGCAAAUCCAGCUAUCAAACUCGAGAACCCCCGACCCGGUGUCUUUCUCUACCGCUUUUCCGAAGGCUUUAACUACCCCAAUGCAAACCACUAUUCUGAUAUCCUUGUUAAUACAUUAUCUAAGAGCACCCGCCAAACAAACACAGAAGCGUAUACAAAGAAGGGAGACCGUCCAUGGAACGACCCAGUUUCUUCAAACACAGAUGGCCACCAUCUACCCAUUCUCCGUGCUAUCAUUCUUGAUUUCUCCGCUGUCAAUAAUGUGGAUGUGACAUGUGUACAGAAUUUGAUGGACGUGCGCAAGCAACUCGAUCGUCGCUCCGCCCCUGUUGCUGUACAGUGGCAUUUUGCGAAUAUCAAGAAUCGAUGGACAAAGCGUGCACUCGGUGCUGCAGGCUUUGGGUCUUUGCCAUUAACAGGAAGCCAGGAGACUGCUUCAAGCGAGCUGAAUAGUCAGGAGGGGCCAUCUGAUGUUGAGAUGGCUGGAUCCACCGGCGAGCCUCUUUCUUCGAAACGCUCUGACAACUGGAUUGAGGCUCAAGAAAAACAGUCGGAUGCUUCUGGUCUGAAGGCUGCUAUAUUGAAAAAUAGGACUCGGCCAUUCUUUCAUGUUGAUUUGGCGAGUGCGUUGCGCAGUGUUGAUUUAUACUUGGCAGCAAAUUCUGUGGCAUAG
This is a messenger RNA of Penicillium antarcticum, 2307 nucleotides long. RefSeq names its product SLC26/SulP family anion transporter. Lineage: Eukaryota; Fungi; Ascomycota; Eurotiomycetes; Eurotiales; Aspergillaceae. Bases 1 to 2307 code for a protein of 768 amino acids. The record is from RefSeq and is a predicted model, not a curated record. Gene Ontology annotation, cellular component: membrane. The transcript has 4 exons. Gene Ontology annotation, molecular function: secondary active sulfate transmembrane transporter activity. Gene Ontology annotation, biological process: transmembrane transport.